Punctularia strigosozonata HHB-11173 SS5 is the source of this 975-nucleotide messenger RNA. RefSeq names its product Rhodanese-like protein. The record is from RefSeq and is a predicted model, not a curated record. The transcript is spliced from 6 exons. NCBI's taxonomy places the organism in Eukaryota, Fungi, Basidiomycota, Agaricomycetes, Corticiales, Punctulariaceae. Gene Ontology annotation, biological process: transsulfuration. Bases 1 to 975 code for a protein of 324 amino acids. Gene Ontology annotation, molecular function: thiosulfate-cyanide sulfurtransferase activity. Gene Ontology annotation, cellular component: mitochondrion.
AUGUCUACUGCUCCUCUUCUCGUGAGCCCUCAUGAGCUGAAGGAGCUUGAGAACUCGGGCGCCAAGGUGCUGGACGCGAGCUGGUUCAUGCCAGGAUCUCCUCGCAAACCGAAAGAGGAACUCCUUGCAAAGAGAAUCCCUGGCGCUCAGUUCUUGGACCUGGACGCCGUGGCUAGCAAACAUGAGCUUGGAUUAAAACAUAUGCUGCCCGCUCCUCGCGUAUUCGCAGAUGCGUGCGAGGAGUUCGGCAUUGAGCCCUCUUCCCGGGUAGUUAUGUUCGUAGUUCCCUCGUCGCUGGUUUCUUCCAUGACAUUCCUUAAUUGCAGUUAUGAUACACAUGGCGUUUUCUCCUCUCCACGCGCUCUAUACAUGUUCAGGGCAUUUGGGCAUGCGAACUCAUCCGUCCUGAACGGUGGUCUGCCUGCCUGGAUAGUCGCUGGCUAUGAUACCGAAUCCGGCCCUAUCAAGACCCCAGAAAAGACUGCGUACCCGACGCCAACAUUGGACGAGCAUGUUGUCCGGGGUUAUGAGGAUAUUGUCGCGAACUCGGAGCGACAGCCCACCGCGAGUCCUGAAGCUGAGCUGGUAUUGGACGCUCGGUCUCGUGGUCGCUGGCUAGGUACGGAUCCUGAACCACGAUCCGGCAUGUCUUCUGGGCAUAUUCCGAACUCCUUCUCUCUACCAUUCAACGCAUUCCUCCAAUCGAACGACAUUUCGAACUCGGAUGAGAAGUACACCACAUUCAAGUCACCUGCCGAGCUUGAAAAAGAGCUAUUGGAUGUCCUGGGCCCUGAGUUUGGGCGGCAGGUCAAGCAAGGCGAGCGGCGCGUCGUCACAACUUGCGGCAGCGGUAUGACGGCCGGAGUGCUGUGGCUCGGCUUGAAGCUUCUCGAGGUUCCUAAAAUCGCCCUGUACGAUGAGUCUUGGACCGGGUAUGCAUCGAGGGCAUCCAGCGUCAUCGAGAAGGCUGCAUAG